UCUUUGUUUCAUUGUAUGGUAUUUUCGUUUCAUUUUAUCUCUCAAAGGCUCUCUCUCUUCCUCCCAUUCCUCAAGUGGUUUUUUUUUUAGUUUUUGUCUCUCUUUCUUGGCUUGAGAAACGAGAGGAGGACAAGCCUCAAACACAGCUUUUUUUUUAUCCUUUUGUGGUCUAAUCCUUUUUUGUUAUUGUUAAUACUCUUUUCCAGAUCGAUCAAAGUCUUUAAUUCCCUCCCGUUAGGACUAUACUAUAAUUUAUAGGGAAGUUCAAGGUAGCCCUAAUGCAGGGGCAGAAAGGUACUGUUGGUUCCAUGCCUGAAACCUUCUUUGACCAUGGUUCUACGUCAAGUAAUGCUUCUAUAGACCAGAAGGUUUGCUGGAAUAAUAUUCGAAAUCCGAUAGAAAAUAGACUGACUGAUUGUUUGCUGUCAUCGAAUGACAUAAACAUUGGAUCUAUGAAUUCGAUUGGUCGAGAGGAGCAGGAGAUGGGGAGAUGGAGCUCGGCCGAGCCUAGCUCUAUUGGUUCACAGAAUGAGGAAAACCAUAAUGAAUGGAAAAUGGACCAUGGAUUAUCAACUUCCACGAGUGUCUCUGCAAACGCUGGUCCAAGUUUAGAAGAGCAGUGGUAUGAACCAAACUCUCUGUUUGUUCAAAGUUCCAAUUAUGAUGCAGUUCCUCAGAAUCUCAACUUAAAUGCUGGCUUAGUGGGUCACAGAGAUGAUAAUUGUCAAGCUACCGAACAGUCUAACCUAUAUAAGCCUAGUGGGUCCGGAAAUGAGCAAAUUUCACGUGGUCCUGACAGUGGUCGUACAUCUUGUAAAAGAAAGGCUCUUGAAGCAAAUGUUGGACAUUCCUCUUCAAGCGGAAGUUCUAGCAGCCUCAAUUGUGCAGAUGGUAGUGCUUGGCACGGAGUUUCUGCUAGUUAUAAUGCAGGAAGCAGUGUGAAUAUAUCUGCCCCCACGAGGCAAGUGCAUCCUAGACUUGGAUUUGAUGUUAGAGGAUCAGGUUCUGACAGCAUUCCUGGACCGAAUUUGUUGCCUACUGCAGAGGCUUCACACAGGGAUUUCCGACUGAGAAUAAGUCCUUUAAGUAUACAAGAACCAAUGACUCCAAUAUUUUCUUCAGGUGGUACAAUCAGGCAGCCUGUUGUUUCAUCUUUGCAGCAGUCAUCUAGACUUCUUCCAGUCAAUCAUUCUCUUGACUCAAGUUCAGCACCAGUGGUAGAUAAUGCAACUCCUCAAAACCCAAAUUCUGUAAUUCAUGUUCCAAUUUUGGCACGAAAUAUGCAACCAUUUAGGUGGAAUGGAAGUUCUGGCUUAAGAGCUUCUAGUUCAUCAAGUUCUAAUGUAUAUGCGGAUAGAGAAGCCGUACCGGAUGGGGGACAUCAGUCAAGAAGCAUGGCUAGGAAUCUGUCAGAUCAUCCUAUGUUUGUUGCUCCGCCCGAGUUGAGAGCAUUGGUUAGAAAUUCAACAAAUCAAGGUUUAAGCAGUGGAAAUAUAAAUGUCCCUGUAAAUGGUGCUUCUACAUCUCGUGCCGGAUCAAGUUCUGGUGCCAAUGCCUUGCCUGCUUCUGCUUAUGUCCCUCAUUCCAACACCUCUUCACGAUACCCGCGGAGAUUGUCAGAACUUGUUCGUCGGUCAUUGAUAUCUUCCCUUGCUGCUGAAUCUGGAGGCCAGGGCAAUCAAUCAUCACUUUCUUCGGGACCUCCUACUCCGGAACAGAUGCUACUUUCCUCUGGAAUAGCUAAUCAGGGGCAUCAUCGUUCAUACCCUAGGUCAGUGCCAUGGUUGGAGAGACAAGAUGCUGCAGAUUUGCUUGGAAUUCCCCAUUCCUUGCGGACUUUAGCUGCUGCCACCGAGGGAAGAAGCAGGCUUGUUGUGUCUGAGAUUCGCAAUGUCUUGGAUCUCAUGCGCAGGGGUGAGAACUUGCGAUUUGAGGAUGUUAUGAUCCUUGAUCAAUCAGUAGUUUCUGGGAUAGCUGAUAUGCAUGACCGGCACAGGGGCAUGCGGCUUGAUGUUGAUAACAUGUCAUACGAGGAGUUGCUAGCUUUGGAAGAGCGUAUUGGUUACGUAAGCACAGGGUUGAACGAAGAAACUAUAUCAAACCGUCUGAAACGACGAAAGAACUCUAAAGCACUGGAAUCUCAGACAGAGGCAGAGCCAUGUUGUGUUUGUCAGGAGGAAUAUAAUGAGGGAGAGGAUCUCGGUACGCUCGAAUGUGGCCAUGAUUUUCAUGCUGAUUGCAUUAAACAGUGGUUGAUGCAGAAGAACUUGUGCCCCAUUUGUAAAACAACGGGUCUGACUAAAUGAGAUGACCCGAUUAUCUCGAGGCAAUGGGUUGUUCAUCAUCGUGUUGGAGAAAGAAAAAGUCCUGUGAUCGGCCUGGCUUCCAUAAAUCCAUCAAACAUGAUGCCUUCCCAGUGUGCUGCCUCUAUAUCCGUGGCAGUUUCAGUUAAACAAAGCGAUGGAUGUCUGAAUAACUAUAUUUUCCGUUUGAUGA
This is a messenger RNA of Hibiscus syriacus, 2496 nucleotides long. Its product is annotated as probable E3 ubiquitin-protein ligase RHG1A. Gene Ontology annotation, molecular function: ubiquitin protein ligase activity. The transcript has 6 exons. Lineage: Eukaryota; Viridiplantae; Streptophyta; Magnoliopsida; Malvales; Malvaceae. The coding region runs from base 279 to 2306 and encodes 675 amino acids. The record is from RefSeq and is a predicted model, not a curated record.